UUGGCUGCCCUUGCUGCAGACGUAACACGUCUUCCUGUUUUGUAACACUCUGAAUGUGAUUGUUACCAAACACUGAAUUUUUGAACAGCAGUUCAUCUGAAUCGCGCAGAGUUGAAAAGCCCCAACAAGGUAUGGCUCACACGUGUAUUCACUGGUUCCGCAAGGGACUCAGGUUGCAUGACAACCCAGCUUUAAUGGCUGCUCUGAAGGACUGUAAGCAGCUGUACCCUGUGUUCAUACUGGACCCUUACCUCCAGAACAAGGCGUGUGUGGGCAUCAACCGCUGGAGGUUCCUCAUUGGAGCGCUGAAGGACCUUGACGGAAGCCUUAGGAAACUCAACUCUAGGCUGUUUGUUGUGAGAGGGAAGCCAGAAGAUGUGCUCCCCAAGUUAUUCACCAAGUGGAAAGUAACCAGACUGGCCUAUGAGUAUGACACAGAGCCCUACAGCCUGCAGCGCGACAGCAAAGUGACGUCACUGGCCAAAGAACAUGGAGUUGAAGUCAUCUACAAAGUCUCACACACUCUUUAUAAUAUUGAUAGAAUAAUUGAGGAAAAUAAUGGAAAACCCCCACUUACCUAUACCAAGUUGCAAGCAAUAGUGAAGACUAUUGGUCCCCCUAAGAGACCGAUCCCUGCUCCAACCAUGGACGAUAUGAAAGAUGUAAAGACACCAUCCUCAGAAAACCACGAGAAGGAAUAUGGGAUUCCUACACUGGAGGAGCUCGGCCUGGACACUGCUCCUCUUGGAGAGGAUCUGUUUCCAGGAGGAGAACAGGAGGCUCUCAGGAGACUAGAUGAACAUAUGAAAAGAACGAAAUGGGUGUGCAGCUUUGAGAAGCCGCAGACUUCUCCAAACUCUUUGAGCCCCAGUACAACUGUUCUCAGUCCCUAUGUCACCUUUGGAUGCUUAUCAGUCAGAACCUUCUGGUGGAGACUCACAGAGGUGUAUAGAGGGAAUAAACACUCAGAUCCUCCAGUUUCUCUGCAUGGCCAGUUACUCUGGAGAGAGUUCUUCUACACAGCCAGUUUGGGCAUUCCUAACUUUAACAAGAUGGAGGGUAACAGCGUGUGUACUCAGGUGGACUGGGACACAAACCCUGAUUAUCUAGCUGCUUGGAGAGAGGCUCGGACUGGUUACCCCUUCAUUGAUGCUAUCAUGACUCAGCUCAGGCAAGAGGGCUGGAUCCACCACCUGGCCAGACAUGCUGUUGCUUGUUUCCUUACUAGGGGAGACCUCUGGAUCAGCUGGGAAGAAGGGCAGAAGGUGUUUGAGCAGCUUUUAUUAGAUGGCGACUGGGCUUUGAAUGCUGGAAAUUGGCAGUGGCUAUCAGCGAGCACCUUCUUCCACCAGUAUUUUAGGGUUUACUCUCCAGUGGCCUUCGGGAAGAAGACAGACAAAAAUGGAGACUACAUCAGGAAGUACCUCCCUCUUCUAAAGAAGUUCCCAGCAGAAUAUAUCUAUGAACCUUGGAAAGCUCCACGCAGUAUCCAGCAGGCAGCAGGAUGUAUUGUGGGUAAAGACUACCCACAUCCCAUUGUACAGCACGAAGUGAUCAGCAAGAAAAAUAUUCAGAGGAUGAAACUUGCUUAUGCCAAGAGAUCCCCUGAUACCACAGAGUCACCUAGCAAAAGCAAAGGUGUAAAGCGGAAAGCUCCAUCCAUCAUUGAAAUGAUCAAGAAGAAAGCAAAAGUAAAAUAAUUAGAAAUCAUAUUCACGUUUUGGUAUCUUUCCAGUACUUUAGUUUUAUCUCAGUACACAGUCUGCUAUAUUGUGUUUUUUAUUGGGAUUUUCAUUGGUUAUUUUUUUAUAUCAUUAUUGCUGUUACUUUUUAUGUUGAAUUUAUGUCAGUGUUUAAAAGUGACUCUUGGAUUUAAAAAAGGUCAGGUGAGAGACUGCAUAGAGAUUAGGUCAUGUUUUCUAAAGGCUAAAGGGUCAAAUUGUUAUUAUGUUACAUAGGGAAAAAAAAUAAGCAGGUCUGAAUGUCUCCAUGUUAGAAGGGUGUAAAAAUAUACUUAAGUUAAAAAAAUCAAUGCAGACAGUAAAUAUGAGAGAUAUGCAUUAACUGUAAUGGUUCGGUCUGUUCGCCCACCAUACAAUUCAAGGAGCACAUCAGAAAAAAGUGCAUUAAUUAUGGACAAUGAAAGAAUGGUUCUAAAAAAAAUAAAAAAUCAAGAAAAGUGGAAAAUUUAAAGUUUUGAAUCUUGGUAAGAUAAUCUAACAUCUCAGUUUGAUUGACAUCAGACAUCAAAUGUACGAAUUUAUUUGUAUCAACUUUUGCAAACAAACUGACACAAUUUACAUAUGAUUUGUUUAUGAGUCAGAUUGUAUCACUGUCAAAUAAGAUUAUCGUUAUACUAAUAGUAAGCAUACACUUCUGUCUUCUGUCUGCUGCCAUUAAAAUAAAAAAAACCUUACACUUAGAACUUGGA
Molecule: messenger RNA, 2431 nt
Organism: Oreochromis aureus
Lineage: Eukaryota; Metazoa; Chordata; Actinopteri; Cichliformes; Cichlidae
Gene: cry5
Product: cryptochrome circadian regulator 5
Exons: 11
Coding region: 132-1700 (522 amino acids)
Biological process (GO): circadian regulation of gene expression; entrainment of circadian clock by photoperiod
Cellular component (GO): nucleus; cytoplasm
Molecular function (GO): DNA binding; FAD binding
Source: RefSeq, a predicted model, not a curated record